AUGAUGGAGUAGCUAUUAGCCAGGCUGGCCGCCUUCGACGGAGUCGAUGGUGACGCCACGGCAUCGACGUACGGGGCCACGCUACACUGUGGCACGCUCCAUAUGCUAAUCCGCGGUUGCAGCAAGCGGAGGAACAUCAGAUCCGCCGACUUCAAGGUCGGCGGCCACAUCUGGGCUCUCUCCUGCCGUUUCGACGACCAGCAACUCGUGUCCGUCUCCCUGAAGCUGCUUCACACCGAUGCCGUCAUGGACGUCGUCGCCAUGGCCACCCUCUGGAUCCAAAGCCCGGGGGACAGAUGGAGGACCGCCGAGGGGUGGAGCGACUACAUCAACGUCUUCCCCGCUUGACCCUCCUUAUCAUCCAUGGCUACUUGUAGACGUUGGGAGCUGCCUCUCCCCGACACGCUCCGUGGCUUGCACCGUCUCGACGUCUACUGCAAGGUGCCUGUCCUCUGGGAGGACACCGACAUACCCAAAAAUGCAGACCAGAUCUCCAUGGUGUCGCCGCCCACGAUCUCCAGAGAUCUUGGCAAGCUUGUUAUGAUUCAGGGGGAGGGGGAGCCCCAGACGAAGUUGGAGUUGUCACGGAGGCAUUGCAUGUUGCCGGACGUGACCUUCAUCAUUGAGCAGACCGAGAUCCAUGCGCACAAGACCGCGCUUUCCAUGCGGUCACCGGUCUUCGCCGCACAGUUUCGAUGGCACACGACAGAGAGCACCGCGCGGGUCCACGACAUAAGUGCCUCCACUUUCAGGGCCAUGCUGCACUUCAUCUACACCGAUCAGCUCGAAUUAAAGAGCGCUGAUGGUGGUCGUGUGGCUAUGGCGCUCGACCUACUUGUGGCGGCAGAUCGGUAUGAUAUCGGAAGCCUGAGGCUCAUGUGUGAGAACAUAUUGUCCGAGAGCAUGGGUGUCGUGUCAGUCAUGUCGACAUUGAUGGAGGUCCAUGGCCGGCAUAGCUGUCGGGCGGUGGAGGCCUUGUGCAUCGAGUACAUGGCAUCAGAUCCCGCCGUGUACGCAGCCGUGAAGGCGACAGAGGACUACAAGGAGCUAAAGGAGAGUUGCUACUCUUCCGUACUCGAGGUCGUCGAGAAAGUAGCAGCCGUCAACAUGGCUCAUAACAUGUGCUCCAAUGCUCCUUCUUCCUCCAGCAGUCGGCCGCAGAUGAAUGCGGCCACGUAUUACUCACUGGAGGUUGUCGAGGGAACACACAAGUUUAAAAUUCCCGGUUUUCUCUUUGUGCAAAGGAGGCAUGGAGUUGGGAAAGAAAUCAGUUCAGAAGCUUUCCAGGUUGGUGGUUACAGUUGGAAGAUAAAGGUAUACCCGUCGUCAUCAUCAGAGAAGGCACAAGGGCACAUCUCCGUGUAUGCUGAGCUGUUGACUGAUCCUGGAACCGAAGGUGUCAAUGUGACAUUGGGCUUUAAGUUGGAUGGUCAUAGUGGCCAGUCACGCCAUUUGAUAAAAUGGUCAGAGAAAACCUUUACAACCAAGUCAGACCGGGGAUAUGCGAAGUUCGUCACCGUUGAAGCCGCCAAGUCAUGGCACCUAGCACGUGAUGCCUCCCUUACCGUAUGUUGCGAUGUUGCCAUCACCAAGAAGGUCUACACUAGCACUACUAGCACCAGCACCGUCGGCACCGGAGCCCCAAUGCCACUGUCCAAUAUUACCUCGCACCUGAAGCAGUUGCUGGUGAGCGAGCACGGGUCGGAUGUAAGGUUCCUGGUCGAGAACAUCGAGCUCCGCGUCGUGAUCGCCGCACGGUUACCAACCCUAUGUGAAAUGAUGAUGAUGGGCAUGAAGGAUGGCGACGGCAUACCGGUUGAUGGCGUGACAGUUGCGGUUUUCAAGGCUGUGCUCCAUUUCAUCUACACCGACGAGCUGCCUCCUAUUCAAGACCUAACCCAUGAUGGUGCUGCCCAAGAUGAGGUGAUGAUAGCCGAAGAUAUGUUGGUUGAGGCGUGUUGGUUCGGUCUAGGCAGGAUAAAGGCCAUGUGCGAGAAUCUGCUAGCCGGAUUAAUCGACUUGGAAGAAGAUGCACUAAGCACGCUAGAGCCUGUCAGCGAUCUCCAAUGCUCGAACCUCAGAGAUUACUGCAACCAGUUCAUCGCGUCGAUGAGUAAUUACAUCAUAGUCGACUCAUCGCAAAUAUAUUGAUUGAUUUUCUUAUUUCGGUCGCAGUUUCACCAUGUGCACAUAGUCACUUCACCUUUAAAACACUGGCACUUUGUUAAAAUGGUGGAUGUCGCUU
Molecule: messenger RNA, 2245 nt
Organism: Triticum aestivum (bread wheat)
Lineage: Eukaryota; Viridiplantae; Streptophyta; Magnoliopsida; Poales; Poaceae
Product: BTB/POZ and MATH domain-containing protein 2-like
Exons: 1
Coding region: 364-2151 (595 amino acids)
Biological process (GO): protein ubiquitination
Molecular function (GO): protein binding
Source: RefSeq, a predicted model, not a curated record